AUGACCGACACCGUGCCAACGCUCGCGCUGCGACCUUCGCUCACCACGUCGUCCACCCACUCGACAAAAGAUGGCCUGACGGGCAAGUUGACGACGCUGACGGGUGCGCUGCGGCGCCAGCGGAAUCCACAAGAGCUCAGCAUCGACCCUGGCGAGAAGGGUCCAUCGCAACAGGCAUCAACGACGACGCCUACUACGACCACGACGGAAAAGACUUCGCCCACCUUCGCCUCGAGCGAGGCGACACCUCGCCCGAGGUCCUGGCGAGGUUCGAAGAAGGGCCGGGCGGGCAUCCUGCAGCGCAAGCCGGACCUCGUCCUCGUCGCCCUGGUCCUGCUCGGGGUCGUCCUGUCCGGCAUCGUCGUCUCGCGGGCCUGGACACGCAACCCCUCGCAGCGCCUCUGCCUCGCCUUCGAAGACGACUUUGCACCCACGCAGCCAGGCGGCACGGCGUCCCUGGAUGCCGGUCGCUGGGAGUUUCUCGAGAGCAUCAUGGGAUACGGCAACUUGACGUUCGACUUCAAGACCCCGUCGUCGAGCAACACCUUCGUCGACGACGAGACCCUCUUCCUCGUCCCCACGGUCGAGGCAGCAGCAGCGUCCGGCUCCAACGGGGCCGAAUACAUCGCCUCUUCCCGGAUCCGCACAAAGAUGGCAAUCGGCUACGGCCGAGUAGAGGUGCGCGCCCGGAUGCCGACGGGCGACUGGAUCUGGCCCUCGAUCCGCAUGCUGCCCGCGACCAACGCCUACGGCGACUGGCCACGAUCCGGCGAGAUCGACAUCGCAUCCAGCAAGGGCAACGCCGUCCUCGCCCGCUCCGACCGCUUCGUCAACGCCAUCUCGUCGACGCUCCACUGGGGCUUCAGCAUCGUCACCGACCAGUGCGCAAAGACGACGGCCCAAUCCGUCGUCCCCAGACGCUACUUUGAUGCCGGCUUCCACACCUACGGUCUCGACUGGACGCCCACCUCGCUCACCACCUGGAUCGACCGUCCUUCCCGGCGUGUGCUCCACGUCGACCUCGGUCGCUCCCUCUUUGCGUGGAGCCGUCUUCCCCGCCUCCUCUACGGCGAGCGAAUCAGCGACCCUUGGCACGGCAAGAGGGGCGCGCCCUUCGACCAGCCCUUCCACCUCGUCCUCGACGUCGCCGUAGGAGGUACCAGCGGCUACUUUGCAGACGAGGACCGCGCAAAGCCCUGGCAGGACCAGGGCAUCAAGCCGCUCGCCGACUUUUGGAGCGCAAAGGACCAGUGGCUGCCCACCUGGCCCCAGGAUGCCAGCAAGCGCGGCAUGGCCGUCGAGAGCGUCAGGAUGUGGCAGCGCUGCUAG
This is a messenger RNA of Pseudozyma flocculosa PF-1, 1329 nucleotides long. RefSeq lists its product as uncharacterized. Gene Ontology annotation, biological process: carbohydrate metabolic process. The record is from RefSeq and is a predicted model, not a curated record. Lineage: Eukaryota; Fungi; Basidiomycota; Ustilaginomycetes; Ustilaginales; Ustilaginaceae. The transcript has a single exon. Gene Ontology annotation, molecular function: hydrolase activity, hydrolyzing O-glycosyl compounds. Bases 1 to 1329 code for a protein of 442 amino acids.